Lactuca sativa (garden lettuce) is the source of this 1428-nucleotide messenger RNA. RefSeq names its product xanthohumol 4-O-methyltransferase. The record is from RefSeq and is a predicted model, not a curated record. Gene Ontology annotation, molecular function: protein dimerization activity; O-methyltransferase activity. NCBI's taxonomy places the organism in Eukaryota, Viridiplantae, Streptophyta, Magnoliopsida, Asterales, Asteraceae.
CUUCAUUUAUAUCAUUGGUUCGGGCCAAUCGUUUUCUCUUCCUAACAGUCCUCUGCUAGACACACACGAUCGAAUUUCUCUCGAUCGUUCGCUUCUCUGUGGACUGCGGAUCUACGAAGUAAAAUAAACAGAGAACUCUCUCCAUCAUCCUACAGUCCUCCUAUAUUUUAUCAUCCAGAUAGAGACCACACCAUUUUUGGUUUAUAAGCAUGUAUCUCAUCAUCAUUUUGUUAUCCGCUUCGGAGUGAAAGAAUUGGAGCUAAAAUGAACAUUCAAAGUGGAAUGGAGGACGAUGCAAUGCUAGUAGGCCAGGCACAAAUAUGGCGGUACCUAUACGGAGCUUUUGAUGGCAUGGCUCUAAGAUGUUGUGUUGACCUCCGUAUUCCUGAUAUAAUAAGCAAUAACAAUCGCCCUACAACAUUGUCAGAAAUUGCAAGUGGCAUUGACUCUCCCUCCAUAGAUGUUGAUGGGCUUAAACGACUCAUGAGCUUCAUGGUGUACAGAAAGGUGUUCGAUGAAGAAGAUGGCGAGGGAUCAGAAACAAUUUACUCCUUGAACCACUGUUCUAAGUUGUUGUUAUCAAGUACAAAUGUGACUUUAGCACCAUUGGUUAUGAUGUUUACGAAUCCAGUCAUUGGUUUGGCUAUUAAUGCGCUAAGUCAAUCAGUUAAAGAAGGUGGUACGGCAUUUAAGCAUACCCAUGGAGAAGAAUUCUUUGACUUUACAUUGCUUAACUCCGGGUUCAAUAGAAUUUUCAACGAGGGUAUGGCAUGUACUGCUAAGAUCACUAUGGAUGCCAUCAUCUCAGUUUACAAGGAUGGAUUUCUUGGGUCAAAAGGAAGUGUGGUGGAUGUUGGAGGUGGUACUGGUGUCGCAAUAUCUAAGAUUGCGAAGACCUAUCCACAUCUUAAGGGUAUCAACUUUGAUUUGCCACAUGUAAUUUCCACUGCGCCGACAUAUGAUGGUGUUACUCAUGUUGCUGGUGACAUGUUUAAGGUCAUCCCUCCUACAGAAACGAUCUUCAUGAAGUGGGUCUUGCACAAUUGGAGCAAUGAUGAUUGCAUUAAGAUACUUAAAAAUUGUCGAAGAGCAAUACCUAAAGAAACCGGAAAAGUCAUUAUUGUGGAGAUCGUACAACACUCAACUGAAGAUGAUCCUUUUAACUACACACGCAUUACAUUUGAUCUAGUAAUGUUUGCAUUCUUUCCUAGUGGAAGACAACGAUCUGAAAACGAGUGGAAAAAUCUUCUUGGUGAAUGUGGCUUUAGUCAUUACAAUAUUAUUAAGAUACCCGCACUUGUGUCGAUUAUCGAGGCUUUUCCAUAAUUAAUUUUUAACGUAAAGUUUUCUUGUUGAAUGCUGAGGUUCUAAGCCUAUGUGUAGGAAAUUGUUUCUAAUCUACCAUAAUAAAUGAAAAUGACUUUGCCA